Ostertagia ostertagi is the source of this 285-nucleotide messenger RNA. The record is from the annotation of a GenBank genome assembly. NCBI's taxonomy places the organism in Eukaryota, Metazoa, Nematoda, Chromadorea, Rhabditida, Trichostrongylidae.
AUGAAGGAACUUCUCAAAAGCUUUUUAUCUGAUCACUUCGACGUAACCAGAAACAAAGUACGCGUUGCUGUCGUGAAAUAUGGAGAAACUGCGGAAGUGCCCGUUUCGCUUGGUGACUACGACUAUGCGGAUGAUCUUUUGCAUCGGAUAAGCGAAGCAAAGCGCGUGAAGGGAAAACCGCUGCUUGGAUCAGCACUCAAGGAGGUUGCUGGAGAAAUUCUUAUUUCUGGAACGGAUGAAGUGCCGAAAUUCGUGCUAUUGUUCAAGAAUGGUGUUUCUUCGUGA